CACUAACGCCCCCCUUGGGAUAGCGACCUUUUUCUUCUGCGCCUGUUGACCUCAACCCCAUCCCCCAUCGCCUGGAACAGAUCGAGAAAAACAUCGAAAAAAAAAGAGAGAAAUCAGGACGAUGUCGAUAUAAGACUCUGCCUGGCAGAAGCAUGUCCUCCGUCUCCCUCCGCCUCUGCAAUCGCCCUCCCCCCCAUUGUCGACUCUCUCUCCUCACCCCGGGUCCUCGGUCCCGCGUCUCGAAAUUCCCCGGUGUCCGUGUUUCGUGCUUCCUUCUCUCCGGCUGUGCCACGAGCUUGACAGGUUGACGCUGAGCCUGGUGUGUGAAUGUCGAAUCCCAUGUCAUCCACCUCGUAUCAGCCGUCGACGGCCGGCUCCAACGUGCCCGCGACGACAUCCGCCACCCCGAUAUCCGAACUACCGCAAUCCCAAGUCGACGCCAUCAUCCGGACCAAGAGGAAGGCUCGUGAGCCCAAGGCCUGCUACCCCUGCCAUACGCGCAAGGUGAAAUGCGAUCGCAACCUGCCCUGCGACGGCUGCGUCAAGCGCGACCACGCCGACCUCUGCUCGUACGAGCGGCCCUCGAAGAAGCGACAGGUUGCGGCUACGGUAUCCCAGACGUUCCUGGAAGGGGGCACUCCCGCUGCACCAGGCGCAGGCGCGAGCGGAGUGGUUGGGGGACUGAAUGGGACGGCUCCUGUGCAUCCCAGCAUCGAGACGGCCACGGCUGGCGCCGGCGGAGGUAUUGGGGUGCCGGGACGGGUCUCGAUACCGCGCGAAGAGUGGGAGAAUGUGUGUUCCAAGCUGAAGGAGAUGGAGCAGACCAUCUCCAGUCUCCGGACGGGGCUCGAGCAGAUCGAUGAUGGAGGCCGUGUGCCCACCGCCACGAGCAGUGCGCGCAAUGGAGAGACGGGGACCCGGUCCGAGGUGGUCUCCCCGGAUGGCGAAGGUAUUCACGCCGCAAACACGCUGGGUGAGGGUACGGUACAUCUGGGAUCGCGAUCGGUUCUGGCGUACAUUCUCAACCGGUCCGGCUCAUCCCAGGCGCAAGCGCUCCUCGAGGGUGGUAUACUCCCGAAACUCGGUCUCGACAAUGAAUCCGCGACGUAUCCCUUCGUGGACCUGUGGUCGUCGGAUACGUCGUUCUUUGACGUGAAUGCGCUCUGCGGGGCGCUUCCAAGCGAUCAGCAGUGCAAAGAGUUCCUUUACUUCUACAGAGACAUCGGAGGAACGAUCUAUCCAGUACUGGCCGACGUCGUUGAAUUCGAGGAGAAGCUGAAUAUGUUACUGCAUAAUCGGUCAGCAGCCGGGGGAGUAUACAAGUCUAAUGAUAACCAGUCCCAGCGGCCGUUUGGCGUGAGCUUGGCCUAUAUUGGGCUGCUCUUCGCCGUUCUGGCGUCUGGCUGUCAAUCGUCCGACUUGCCCAGUAAAGAGCGGGAGUUGACUUCCCAAGUCUACGUAUGCUGCUCUUACCAAUGCUUGCGCAUGACCAAUUUCUUAUCGCAACCUACGAUCGAGGCCAUCCAAACGCUUCUUAUCAUCGGGAAUGUAUUGUCCUACAAUAUGAAUCCCGGUGUCUCCUAUGUCCUGCUCGGUAUGACGCUCCGCAUGGGCUUAUCGCUCGGUCUCCACGUGGAGUCUAAUCGCUUCUCGCCAAGAGAAAGAUACGUCAGGAGACAUGUCUGGUGGUCGAUGGCUUGGCAAGACAGCCACUUUUCGCUAUCAUACGAUAGACCUUCGACAACGGCCGUGGGCCAGCCGGAUAUCGCUUAUCGACCUAACUCCAAGCCAGGCGAUCGAUCGUACUUUGAGACGCUAUGUCGAAUUAUUUCGCUGACUCUAGAGGUCGUCAAGGGCCGGAUGUUGGCUCCCCACUUUCAUAUGAACUUCAAAACGAUCCAGGCAUACAAGGAACGCAUCCAGCAGAUCUUGACCGACGCCACCCCUCAUCUUCGUGACCGCAAAUAUUGUCUCACCUCGAAAGAUCACCUGGAGUGCCUACAGUUGAAGCUGCACGUCUCCUACAUCACAUCGGAACUCUGCCGGCCAGCAGUGAAGCCCACAGCCGACACCAAAGAUCCUGCUACCGCCACGAUGCGGAGAGACUGUGUUGACAGUCUGAUGAUGACCGUGCAGUCGUAUAUCGAGUUGCAUUCUGUCAACUCCCAUGCCGCACGCUCCUGGAUCAGUCUCCAACGAGCCAUCAGCUGUGCGUUUCUUCUCGCCGUGAUUGAAGAAUCGAAAUCCGAUUCCCACGUAUGGACUCUUCUUCGCCAGCUUGAGGUCAUCAUUGCCGAUCGGGCGAUUGCGGAGGGCGUCUACGAUCCAAACGAAACACCGACAGGUCGUACGAGCGUAACAUCUCCGCCCCAGACCAUGGCAACAACAGCACAGCAGAACAGUCACUUUAAUACAAUCCCCGGAGUGACGAACACUCCGAUAUCAAACCUUGACUCAACAUCAGUAUCAGCAUCAGCAUCAGCCACCACGGCGGUUCCCGCGUCCGUGGCUGCUGACACCCAGACACAGUGGGCCAAGCCGCUCACCAAGUCACUGCGGGCGCUCCAGAAGCUCAACGCGGCGUUUAACAACCUGGGAUCUCCGACUGGCGGUGCUGGAAACGGCUUCCUUGGACCGCCAAACGCUAACCCGGCUGCUGCAGGCAUAGCCGGCUACCAGCAAACUGGAUCGGCGUCGACAAUGACGCCCAGUGUGGGAUCUCUGCCGCCGCCGACCCCGGAAAGCUCGACGAGCGGAGAAUGGACGAUUCCGAACAUCCUCGAUAGGGCGUCGGAAUAUAUCCAUCCUCCACUUUGGGGUUGAGCAGCUGGUUGUUACAGCUGCAAGAACACGCCUGCGAUCAAUGUCUGUAUGAAAUGCUUCGGGUGUCAUGGUAGUUUAGAGGCGCAGUGUUCGGUUGUUCAAAAAAGAUUUAGCGGGGCUGGACUCUGGAGUUUCAGGCUCAAUGGGCAGUUUAUUUCUUUUGCUUUCUGAGGUUAUGUCAUUGUAUACUAAGUCUCCCAGUGAGACAUUCUUUUAGAGGUUAUUCGUAUAAGCAUGGAUGGCCUGUUUUUCGAUCGAACCUUGUUCGCAUGUCCUUUAGCUGAGGCGUUGCUGCGCUUGCUGAUCCAUACUGUCGUUUUAUCAUCAUCGUCGUCAUCACCAUCAUUGUCAUCAUCAUUGUUAUCAUAGUUUAAUUCGAGCCAGCUUCGGCGGUAGCCUCUGAGAGGAAGAAUAAAAAAUAAAAAAUAAACCACUACCAGCCAUUACCCCAGCAAUAAUAUUUUCCCUUUGUGUUCUCG
This is a messenger RNA of Paecilomyces variotii, 3302 nucleotides long. RefSeq names its product fungal-specific transcription factor domain protein. Gene Ontology annotation, biological process: regulation of DNA-templated transcription; DNA-templated transcription. Gene Ontology annotation, molecular function: carboxy-lyase activity; DNA-binding transcription factor activity, RNA polymerase II-specific; zinc ion binding. Bases 328 to 2823 code for a protein of 831 amino acids. Lineage: Eukaryota; Fungi; Ascomycota; Eurotiomycetes; Eurotiales; Thermoascaceae. The transcript has 5 exons. The record is from RefSeq and is a predicted model, not a curated record.